UAUUAGAAUUGUCAGUCUUUUUAACAUCAGGUUUAUGAAGAUUUCAAGUGCAGUUGGUUGGUUGGCUUUCUUAGAUCGCCAUGCACAUCAAGCUAGUUCUUCUUAGUCUGUGCUUGCUUGGAGUUAUUCAAGAAAUAUCUGGGAAAAGAAUGAAUCUCAAAGUUCAUUUCUUUGCACUUGCAGAAAAUUUCAAAGAGCCAUCUACUACUCUGCGAACCAUGCUGUCCUGGGAUUUGGACCUUUUUACAGACAAAAUGAGGAUUUUUAACUCCCAUGAUUUGGAAAUAACUGAUUAUGAUUUAACAAUAUUGGAAAAGGGAGAUAUUGACUAUCCCUACCAGUCUAGCCCCCUAGAUUCUGAAAAGGUUUUGAAGGCCAUGGAUAAAAGUCCAGUUAUUAAAGAAAGUCGAGCUAACAUAAAAGUCCUGCUUCUUCCUACGACUACCAAACUUGAAUAUACUGGAUCAUCUAUUGCUGGAAUAGCGUCGCCAAGAGGGGGCCCCUUGGACGAGAUAUCCCAAAACGCAGUGAUUGAAAUCGACACUUUUAAAGCUUUUAGACAAAGAAAUGUUCCUUACAAGAAUGGAGUAUAUACCGUUUCUAGACACCCUGAAGCAUUAUUUUAUGAUAUUUAUAAGGAUUACGGAGAUUCUUAUAAGGAAAGAUAUGGAGAAAAGAAAUAUCUUUACAAGUUAGCAACCGAUAUUUGGGUCCGGAGAGAUACUGGUGCUAGACUGGAUAACCUGGGGACAGUGGCACAUGAAAUUGGACACCUUCUUGGGGCUUCAGAGUGCGCUGAGCAAUCUAAUGGCCUGGAAUUUGAUGUAACGAGCGUGAUGUGCAGAAAUACUGGGUCUAGAUUGUCUAAAUUUGCUCGCGCUGAGAUAGAUUGUCGGAUUGAAAAUGGAUAUUUGAACAAUGGUCGCUGUUACACUUCUAAGGACUACGACAGUAGACGUGGUUAAUUAUCCACCUCAAGUGUAUCAUCCUUUGCAAUCUGAUGUUGUAUAAACUUUAAAAAGUAAUAUUUUAAACUAUCAAAACUGCCUGAUUUGAUCAAAUCGUGAAAGUUUAAAAUAUCACAGAUUAUUAAAAUCAGGUUGCAAAUUCAAAUAAUAGGGUUUCGAAAUUUAGAAUUUGAGGCGUUUUUUUAGUUUCGUUGAAUUCCAAACAAGAUAUAAAGGUUUUAUCAAAAUUUGUCCAAUAGUGGCUUAAAAAAAUAAACGUUUGCAACUAUAA
Messenger RNA from Eurytemora carolleeae, 1239 nucleotides. RefSeq lists its product as uncharacterized. Bases 81 to 965 code for a protein of 294 amino acids. The record is from RefSeq and is a predicted model, not a curated record. Lineage: Eukaryota; Metazoa; Arthropoda; Copepoda; Calanoida; Temoridae. The transcript is spliced from 5 exons.